This is a messenger RNA of Dothidotthia symphoricarpi CBS 119687, 453 nucleotides long. RefSeq lists its product as uncharacterized. The transcript has a single exon. The coding region runs from base 1 to 453 and encodes 150 amino acids. The record is from RefSeq and is a predicted model, not a curated record. NCBI's taxonomy places the organism in Eukaryota, Fungi, Ascomycota, Dothideomycetes, Pleosporales, Dothidotthiaceae.
AUGGAUGAAGAUCUCCUCGCCUUCGGGGCCGUCAUGGUCUUCUUCCUCUCCAUGCCGCUGAUCGCCGUCCUCAGCGUAACAAGCUGCAUCGCCUACUCGCGCACCAAAGCCUGGGACAAGACGCGCAACCAGCAAGCCGUCGCGCUCGAAUCCGAGCCCCUCGUCGACGACGAUGACGACUCGGCGUACGAUACGGAAGACGAGGAGGAGCAGACCAAGCGCAAGGCAGAGGACGAGGCGGACAGGUUCUUGACGUUCGGCCAGAUGUACCGCAAGAACUUCCGCAAGGUGUGGUCGGGCAAGAACCGCGUCGAUAUUGUCAAGGAGCGCGAGAGGGAGGAGAGGAAGAAGCUGGCUAAGGCUGUGGCGAGGGAGAUGGAUCGCAGGGAGAGGAGGAGGGCCAGGAAGGCGGAGCAGGCGCAGGUCGAGAGUCUGCCACCUUACAAGAACUAG